AUGGCCCAUUUUGACGCUUAUGGUCGCCCUCUGCGAGGCGACUCAGGGUCGGAAUAUGACUAUGAGACCUACGAGACCUACAAUUUCAAUGAUGCCAACAGGCAUAUGCCUGCCUAUUCAAUCCCCUCGACCUCGAAUAGAUAUCCUACCGAAUCUCGAGAUUUCCCUCACGCUUCCCAAAGCGCAUCAAGUGUACCACCACAUUCACCACAACAGUCAUACCCAUCGAACAAUAAUAAUAUGGGAACAGCAUAUGGCUCCGACCGUGGCUCUGCUGUAGAUCACGAUGCAGUAUCGCCGGAGAUAAUUGCAGCAAUCACGGAAAAGGUUAAAAGAGAACAUAAUCGCAGAGUCUACACUCCUCCUUCACCAACUUCCACUACCAAACCAACCUUUUCCCCUCCACCUACAGAACCUAUGAGAUCUCCUCCUGCAAGUCCUUCCUCGGACAAACCUUCCGUGAGGUUUAAUGACCGUGAUCGGGAUCGUGAUCGUGUUUACAAUGAGCGACCGGCGCAGAAAGUUCACCGCACAUACUCGUCCUUGGAAUUAUCUACAAUUGAUCAUAAAUGGGGUCGAUUGUUCGAUAAUGAUUCUCGGCCCACGGAAAGGUUGGGACAGUUCUUGAGAGGACUUGCGAAUCAUAUUGUCGAUGAUUUUGCGCCCAAAAGGAGCAUUGUGAUUACACCUUCGAAAAUGGCAACAUAUUAUAGCUCGUACCCUGUUAACAAUAAGGAAAUCCAUCCAUAUGUUUCCAUUUUCAAAAAUUUGUCCAACACACAAAUUUCGAAGCUAUACCAAGAUCUUGGAUGUCAACAUCACCUCGUCCAAGAAGAUUUCCAUUCGGCUCCUACGAUACCAGCCUUGACUCCACUUGGAUUUGCACAUUGGAUGACGAUUCAGAUUUCCGCUUACCCUAGCGAAGAAUCCGAGAGAUUAGGAAAAGUUGUCCUAGCUUUACCGAUUAAUGCCGAUGGGCAAAUGGUAGAUGGAAAACCGGAACGUUUACCAAAACAGAUAUCACGACACUUAUUACCUAAUACCGGGGAUCGUGAAUCGGAGAAACUUAUGAGGACUUCAUUAUCUCACUUCUCUGAUGAACUUGGCAUUUCUCAUAGCAGCAGAAGCAAGCCAACAACCUCGAGCGUACCACUUCGUCAGACAUCACCCACUGAUCGAUCGCAAUCCCGUUCUGAUGAUACACCUCAACCCAGGGCCUCCUCAUACACAGGCCCCACUAGCAAGCCUAUAGAACGAGAACGUAUGCCUUAUGCUGGGGCUCCUUCGGCCCCAUCUGAGUCGUCAAGCGUCGAUGAGGGACCAAGUGUACCGAUUGAACGCGAAAGAAAGCCAUAUUCCGCCCAGCCUGGUAGUGGCAAGACUCACACCGAAUCCAGUAAUCCUAAUUUCCCGAAUAGGCCUGGACGGGCGAAUUCUACUAGUCGCGUAAAAGAGCCGCAAGAACGUGAGCGUAGUCGGUCAAGACAUACCCGUAGGCAAAGUAAUGCUAGCCAAGAUAAUUAUAAGCCACCGCCACUAUCAUCUUCGAAACGCAGUCGUAGCCCUCAAUUCAAGAGCUAUAGCCAUUCUACACCUACCAAUAUUGAUAUUGGAUCCAGCACUUAUGUGCCAUCGCCCGCCAAUUUCCCACCCGCCUUCGCACCCUCGUCAUAUGGAUCGAAUAAUUCCUUCCCUCCGCCACCCUCUUCAGAUAUUCGUGAUUCGAGAGAUAGGCGACGAGAUGACCGUUCUCACCGUAGAGCGGAAGAUGAUCGUUUCUCAAGUACUACCCAUAUCAAUGAUUUCUCAAGUCCGAGAGAUGCCGAGAAAUGGGAUAGGUUACACGAAGGACUAGAUUCGAGAAGUAGCGAUUAUGACCGUGAUCGUCCCACUAAGUCUACGGGCUCCGCAUACAGUGAACACACAACUAGGAGCUCGUAUAUGGAACCCACAGUUGGCGCUGAUUAUGAGGAUUGGUAUCGAGGUAGUGGGUUGGAUAAGAGUAUGAGGAAUAGUAUGUAUUACUGA
Molecule: messenger RNA, 2028 nt
Organism: Botrytis fragariae
Lineage: Eukaryota; Fungi; Ascomycota; Leotiomycetes; Helotiales; Sclerotiniaceae
Exons: 4
Coding region: 1-2028 (675 amino acids)
Source: RefSeq, a predicted model, not a curated record